This is a messenger RNA of Pygocentrus nattereri (red-bellied piranha), 3444 nucleotides long. RefSeq names its product serpin peptidase inhibitor, clade I (neuroserpin), member 1 (gene serpini1). Gene Ontology annotation, molecular function: serine-type endopeptidase inhibitor activity. The record is from RefSeq and is a predicted model, not a curated record. Gene Ontology annotation, biological process: negative regulation of endopeptidase activity. The transcript is spliced from 9 exons. NCBI's taxonomy places the organism in Eukaryota, Metazoa, Chordata, Actinopteri, Characiformes, Serrasalmidae. Bases 155 to 1414 code for a protein of 419 amino acids.
ACCGGAGUCUGUUUCUCCUGCCUGGGACAGCUAACAUUACGCUGGCAGGCCGAACGCUGCACGUGACCACACUGGAGGAUUCUGGAAUGAUCCGCCCGAGCCAGCAUUGGUCAGGAGUGUUUCAGAGCCUCAGCACAGCCAUUCCUCCUUUGCCAUGUUAGUGCUCAGUCUGGUGCCGUUGCUGUUGCUAUGUGAAAGCAGUUGCCGGGCGGCGGACGUUCCUGAGGAUGUGACGGCGGAGUUUUCGGUCAGACUGUACCACCAGCUGCAGAUGGUCGGGGGGGAGGACAACAUUAUUUUCUCCCCACUGAGCGUGGCCCUGGCGCUGGGUAUGGUGGAGCUAGGAGCCAGGGGGUCUUCCCUGCAGGAGAUCAGACAGGCUGUGGGGUAUAGCCACUUCAGAGAAGAUGAAGAGUUCUCCAUGCUGAGGAACGUGACCCAGGCUUUGUCUGUGGAUGAAGCGCAGUACAUCAUUCGUCUGGCCAACUCCCUUUUCCUGCAGACGGGGGUGCACUUCAGCUCCGAGUUCCUCCGCCUCAUGAAGCAGUAUUUCCAUGCUGAUGCGGAGACGGUGGAUUUCAGCGAGUCAGCAGCUGUGGCCCAGCACAUCAACACCUGGGUCCAGAACCACACAGAGAGUAAGAUCUAUGACCUGGUGUCAGCCGAUGACUUCAGUAGCGUGACUAGGAUUACUCUGGUCAAUGCUGUGUACUUCAGGGGCAGCUGGAAGAACCAGUUUCGACCAGAAAACACCAGAACUUUCUCCUUCAGCAAGGACGAUGGCAGCGAGGUGCAGACACUGAUGAUGUAUCAGCAGGGAGACUUCUACUACGGCGAGUUCAGUGAUGGUUCUGCAGAGGCGGGUGGCGUGUACCAGGUUCUGGAGAUGCCGUAUGAAGGAGAGGACCUAAGUAUGAUGAUUGUUCUGCCCAGACAAGAGGUUCCUCUGGCCACGCUGGAGCCCAUCAUCAGGCCACAGCUGCUGGACGAGUGGGCCAACAACGUCAAGAAGCAGAAGGUGGAGGUUUACCUGCCCAGGUUUAAAGUCGAGCAGAAGAUUGACCUGAAAGACACACUGCAGCAACUGGGCAUCAAAAACAUCUUCACUAAAGACGCUGACCUCUCAGCCAUGACUGCAGAGAGAGCAGAUGGCAGUGAUCUGUUUAUCGGUAAAGCAGUGCAGAAGUCGUAUCUGGAGGUGACGGAAGAGGGAGCAGAGGGAGCAGCAGGAUCAGGGAUGAUUGCUUUGACCAGGACAUUGGUGCUGUACCCUCAGGUCAUGGCUGACCAUCCCUUCUUUUUCGUCAUCAGAAACAGGAGAACAGGAUCUCUUCUUUUCAUGGGCAGAGUGAUGAACCCUGAAGUCGUCGAUCCUUUUGACCAAGAUUUGGAUUCUGCUGAUACACAAGUUUAAUCCAAUUCCAGUUCCUGUUUCACACGUGUACUCUUAGAAACACAAGGCCUAAGGAGUGCAAUCUCACAGCAAAUGCCAUUUUCCUUCAUGGCUUCUAUAACAAGAACCAUGAAUAUACUUAAUGUAUAAAUAUAUAGUGGCAUGCAAAAGUUUGGGCACCCCUGGUCAAAGUUUCCUUUAUUGUGAAUAGCUAAGCGAGUACAAGAUGAACCGACUUCCAAAAGGCAUGAAGUUAAAGAUGAAACUUUUCUUUAAUGUUUUAAAGCAAGAUUACUUUUUUUAUUUACAUCUUUUACCAUUUCAAUAGUAAAAGAGCGCCCUGCAUGGUCACCCCCUUGGGCAAGUAUCACAACUUGUAAACACUUUUUACAGCCACCUAAGCUUUCAGUUCUUGUUUGGGUUUUGUCUCCCAUUCUUUCUUCCAAAACGCUUUUAAUUCUGUGAGAUUCCUAGGCUGUUUUGAGUGCACUGCUCUUUUGAGAUCAAUCCGCAGAUUUUCGAUGAUGUUUAGGUUGGUGAACUGUGAAGACCAUGGAUGGCAAAACCUUCAGCUUGCACCUCUUUUGGUACUCCAUUGUAGACUUUGAGGUGUGUUUUGGCUUAUUAUCCUGCUGUAGAAGCCAUUCUCUUUUAAUCUCCAGCUUUUUUUUACAGACGGUGUCAUGUUUUCUUCCAGAAUUUGCUGGUAUUUAAUUGGAUCCAUUCUUCCCUCUACCAGUGAAAUGUUCUCUCUACUGUUGGCUGCAACAAAAGCCCAAAGCAUGAAUGAUCUACCCCCAUGCUUAGAAGUGGAAGAGGUAUCUUUUCAUGAAAUCUUGGAUCCUUUUUUUUUCUCCAGUCAUAUCUUUGCUCAUUGUGGCUUGUUUCCAAAGUACACCAGGCUUGUUUAGUUGUCUCAAACUUCUGGUGCUGAAUUUUGUGGUGAGGAUACAGGAUAGGUUUGGUUAACCUUUUUUUUUUUCAAUCCAACGAGCAGUUUAGAAGGUUUUCCUGGACUUCCAGACCUUAAUUUGCCCUCCAUCAUUCCUGUUAACUGCCAUUUCCUACUUACGUUACAAACUGUGGAAACGGCUACUUGAAAACGCUUUGUCAUCUUCUUCUUGCCUUCUCCUGCUUUGUGGGCAUCAGUUAUUUUCAUUUUCAGAGUGCAGCUGCUCAAAGGAGCCCAUGGCUGCUGAUUGUUCGGACGAGGCUUGAGGAGGUAGAGUAUUUAUAAAGCUUUGAAAUUAGCAUCACCUCAAUUCCUAACGAUGUUUGUGAAUGAUUCUUGGCCCUAACAAGCUAAUUAAGGUCUGGGACUUUGGCAAAAGAUAUCUGCAAGCACAAAUUGUGCAAAGCAAAAAUAUGAAUAUUUCAUCUUUAACUUCAAGCCUUUUGGAGAUCAGUUCAUCCGCUACUCACUGAACUAUUCACAGUGACAGAUAUUUUGCCCAAAUCUUUGCACACCACUGUACAUUAUAAAAUGUGAUUGUGUUUUGAUACUUUCAGCUUUAACCACUGGAGGAGAAGUUGUAAAUAUAUCUAUGAAGUAUUACCAUGCCGGUAAAAGCAACACACAUUUAAUAUGUAUUUAUGAGCUGAUUCGCAUCUUUUGUUUUUCACCAGCCUUUUAGAGCAUGCAGUCAUUCUGCACUCUUUGUUAAUGUAUAUUUGCUACUGUGUUACAUAGAGGAAAGUAGAUAUUUAUUGCAAAAAAGGUGUUUUUUCCUUUCUCUUACUCAUAUGAUAUUUAAUAUAUAUAAAAAUGACUCUAAAUCUUAGUAAAUUUUUAUUUAUUGUUAUAUUAUUAUUAUCAUUAUUAUUAUUAUUAUUAUUAUUAUUAUUGUGGCUUAUGUACCGCUGAAAAACUGAUAUGCCUUUUAAGUGUAAAGUUUUAUCUUGGUGAAAGGUUUUAUGGAUGUACAGGUAGUGAAGCAAGGUUUCCAUGGUGACCCCAAGACUGGGGCAGAGAUGUUGUUUGGUGUACAGGGAUUAAAAAAAAAACACCAGCUGUAAUUUCAAUUUCAGAAAUAAACAUAAAUGUGGAAGAA